Uranotaenia lowii is the source of this 902-nucleotide messenger RNA. RefSeq names its product sodium channel protein Nach-like. Gene Ontology annotation, cellular component: membrane. Lineage: Eukaryota; Metazoa; Arthropoda; Insecta; Diptera; Culicidae. Gene Ontology annotation, molecular function: ligand-gated sodium channel activity. The transcript has a single exon. Gene Ontology annotation, biological process: sodium ion transmembrane transport. The coding region runs from base 276 to 902 and encodes 208 amino acids. The record is from RefSeq and is a predicted model, not a curated record.
AUCUCUCAAACUUCAAAUUUCAGGUGCAAGUACUGGUUAUAGAGUCCAAAGUAAGGAAAACUAAAACAUUCACCCGUUGUCAAACGUUUGUCCGAAGUCAUUAAAUUUACUCACUAAAACGAAAAACGUGUCAUCCUAGUUGGCCGACAUUUGUCGCGAGUCACGCAUUUGCCCCAAGCCUACUAUUGCACCAUUCAACUUCGAAGAAUUUUUCCUCAGUCGCCGUGCAAUAUUCCCACCUCAAAUAACUGUGUUAAGUUUAGAUAAGUCAAAAAAUGAAACCCCAAAAGUCAAAUUUAACGGCAAAGAGGCUCCUGCGGAGUAGUUUACUGGUGCAAAUUCGUGAAUUCUUCACCCUCUCAACCCUCCACGGAGUUCGUUACGUGACCGAGCGAGAUCGACCGUUUCGGGAGAAGUUUUGCUGGUUUGCGCUUGUUAACACCAGUGCCGUCACAACGUUGAUCAUCAUCUUCAACCUGUGGCAAAAGUUUCAAACAAACCCCACUAUCACCGGACCGGAUACGGCAUCAAGUGAAAACUCGACUACAUUUCCAACUGUGUUGGUUUGUCCUGCGGAUCCUCUCGAUCAAUCAAAAAUUCUCGAAGUAGCAGAAAAGCUUAAAACGGGCGAUGACCUUAAUAAAACCAUAGAAUAUCUCCUACAAUUGCCACUUAUUUCCUACAAAACGCUUGCCAAAGUCAAGUUUUCACUUUUUCCUCCAAAUCUCAACAUCCGAGAGCUGAUUUUCCGGAUAGCCGUCGACUGUGAGCUGCUGAUUUAUGACUGCUGGUUCCGGGUUGACGAAAUAGAAUGCUGUGCCCACUUUAAGAGUGUUUACUUCGAGCACGGAUUUUGUUACGGUUUCAACGGACAAUUUGUAGAUACGGCCACGGGCAUGUGA